Molecule: messenger RNA, 2097 nt
Organism: Caenorhabditis remanei
Lineage: Eukaryota; Metazoa; Nematoda; Chromadorea; Rhabditida; Rhabditidae
Exons: 9
Coding region: 1-2097 (698 amino acids)
Biological process (GO): regulation of DNA-templated transcription
Molecular function (GO): DNA-binding transcription factor activity; sequence-specific DNA binding; zinc ion binding
Source: RefSeq, a predicted model, not a curated record
AUGGAUCCGCUCGACAGCGUUAUCAACGCCGUAGCAUCCCAGGCACAACUGUUGGAUAACCCUAUCAACUCCGUAGCAUCCCCGUUACAACUAUCGGAUAAAGUUAUCAACUCCGUGGUAUCCCCGGCGCAACUUUUGGAUAACGUUAUCGAUUCCGUGGUAUCCCCGAAACCACCCGUAGAAAAACCAGUACGGUAUUGUCUGAUCUGUGGCGACAAAUCUUCUGGAUGUCACUAUGGAGUUUUGACCUGUGAAGGAUGCAAGAAAUUCUUCUGCCGUGCGUACGACAAGGAGUAUCAAUGCAGAUACAAGACACCAUGUGCGAUCACCCCGAAAACUCGAAAUGACUGUAAAGCGUGUCGACUCAAAAAGUGCAGAGAAGUGGGAAUGCAUAAACAGUCUCAGCCUCCGAAACCAGCCAACACCCGCCCACAACCAAUCGACACCAUUCAACGUGAGCAUUCUGGACAAGCCUUCAAAAACGUUUCCACAAAAAAAGAAUUUUCAGAAUCUCUGCUCCCAGCCAUCAACAACGUAUCUCUGCAACCAGCCAACAACCGUCAACAACCAAUCGACACCAUUCAACAACCUCUGGAACCAGCCAUCAACGGCCAACAACCAUUCAAUCCCACUCAAAAGGAAAAGUUUGAAUUCGCAUGGAUCACCCAAAAUAUUCAUCAAUUCCAUUUGCCAACAUAUGGCUAUUCGAAUGAGAGAAUGAUGAUGAUGACGAUCAAGGAUGUUGAACUGAAGACCAACACGGAAACUCUCCAACACUUUAUCAACGAAAUCGACUCCGACAUCAAAUCCUUCAUCCCCUUCACCAGAAACGUUCCAAUUCUCAACGACAUAUCCUCCGAAGACAAAAUUAUUCUCCUGAAGAGACACGCAUUCUCCAUUUAUCUUGUUCGAUCCGCACCAGCUUUCACUGACUGCGGAUUCCUUCUCAAGAAUGGUGGCAUCAUUGCCUGGGAAAAGUUCCACAAACUCUUCUACGGGGGGUUGGGAAUCAAAAUGAAGUCAUUUGCGACUGCGAUUGAAUUGAUGCAUUUUAGCGAGGCGGAACUCGGAGUGUUCUUGAUGCUUAUCAUGCUCCAACCGAUUUUAAUGAAAGACGUCGUGAAGACGGGAUUCGAUAAUGUGUUUAUGCUGAUUGAAAAUUACGCUCUGAUCUCCAGAACCUUGUAUUACAAAUUGUCAACUCGAGAUCAAGAAGAUCGAUUGUUUGACAGGAUUCAGGGACUCCUCGAGCAGGUUAACACUAUUAAUAAUCUCCACAAUCAAACCCUUGAUUUGAUAAGAAAAAACCUCAUCUGCUUUUCUGUUCCUCGCCUAUUCUCUGAAAUCUUCGGUGUCCCACGGACCGUAUUGGAUGAAGAAGUAGCCGAGCACAAGACCAACACGGAAACUCUCCAACACUUUAUCAACGAAAUCGACUCCGACAUCAAAUCCUUCAUCCCCUUCACCAGAAACGUUCCACUUCUCAACGACAUAUCCUCCGAAGACAAAAUAAUUCUCCUGAAGAGACACGCAUUCUCCAUUUAUCUUGUUCGAUCCGCACCAGCUUUCACUGACUGCGGAUUCCUUCUCAAGAAUGGUGGCAUCAUUGCCUGGGAGAAGUUCCACAAACUCUUCUACGGGGGGUUGGGCAUAAAAAUGAAGUCAUUUGCGACUGCGAUUGAAUUGAUGCAUUUUAGCGAGGCGGAACUCGGAGUGUUCUUGAUGCUUAUCAUGCUCCAACCGAUUUUAAUGAAAGACGUCGUGAAGACGGGAUUCGAUAAUGUGUUUAUGCUGAUUGAAAAUUACGCUCUGAUCUCCAGAACCUUGUAUUACAAAUUGUCAACGCGAGAUCAAGAAGAACGAUUGUUCGAUAGGAUUCAGGGACUCCUUGAGCAGGUUAACACUAUUAAUAAUCUCCACAAUCAAACUCUUGAUUUGAUUAAAAACAACCUCAUCUGCUUUUCUGUUCCUCGCCUAUUCUCUGAAAUCUUCGGUGUCCCACGGACCGUAUUGGAUGAAGAAGUAGCCGAGCACGUAAGACGAAUUAAAGAAUCACAAGAAUAUUUGAAAUCUCGUGGGUUAUUGAAUAUUCUGUGA